GAUUUGUAUGACAGGGAAUCAUUCUAACAUCUACUACCAAAGUAGCAACAGAAAAGAAAAUGGCCGCUAAAAUCUUCCUUUCCCUUUGCGCUUCUGUACUAUUGGCUAAAUGCGUGUAUAGCCAAUGCCUUGCGCGUGAGGCUCUAAUUGGUCCUGGUCUUGCCGGGCCCUUCGGCGCAGGAUGGGCGUACGAUGGAUUCGGUCCCUUCGACGGUCUGGGCUACGGCGGUGCGUGGGCUGCAGGUCUCGGCCCCAUGGGUCCAGGCCUCGCAGGCUUGGCUCCCGCUACUGGCCUUGCCGCAUCAUACGGUGGCGGUCUUGCCAUCACAAGUGCUUCACCCAUCGCUCCCACUGGACUCUCUGUCACCUCUGAGAAUGCUAUCGAGGGUACCCUUGCCGUGGUCGGUCAGCUGCCUUUCCUUGGCGCCGUGGCGACAGAUGGCGCGUUUGCCACCGUUGGUGCUGGUGCUGUGUCCUAUGGUUGCGGCGACGGCGCUAUCGGUAUCGUAGCUGAAGCUCCUAUUGCCCCGGUUGGUCCAAUAGCCCCAGCUGCUGCUGUUGGCUACGGCCCAGGACUGGCCCCGUUCGGCUACGGUCCUGCCCUUGCCGGCUUUGGUCCUCUUGGUGGAUGCGGCUGCGGUGCCAUUUAUUAAAUAGUUGUUUUGUUGUUUAACCUUUUAUAUUUUAUAUCGAAAUCAAAAUAUAUUUUGUAAAUAAUU
Molecule: messenger RNA, 719 nt
Organism: Manduca sexta (tobacco hornworm)
Lineage: Eukaryota; Metazoa; Arthropoda; Insecta; Lepidoptera; Sphingidae
Product: chorion class CB protein M5H4
Exons: 2
Coding region: 60-653 (197 amino acids)
Biological process (GO): multicellular organism development; chorion-containing eggshell formation
Cellular component (GO): egg chorion
Molecular function (GO): structural constituent of egg chorion
Source: RefSeq, a predicted model, not a curated record